Schistosoma curassoni is the source of this 697-nucleotide messenger RNA. The record is from the annotation of a GenBank genome assembly. NCBI's taxonomy places the organism in Eukaryota, Metazoa, Platyhelminthes, Trematoda, Strigeidida, Schistosomatidae.
AUGAAUCACCUCAAGCUGGUUGUGGUCGGUCCAAACGAGUGUGGCAAAUCAUAUAUCUGCAAUUAUCUUUCAGAAACUGUAGAUCAGGUUACUGGUGGAUAUCAUCCAACCAGUGGUGUCAGAAUAUUAGAAUAUGAACAAAAAGUCAAGAUAAAAGGAAAAACCAGUAAAGUUGAAGUUGAGCUAUGGGAUGCCAGUGGAGAUAAAAAGUAUGAAACUUGCUGGCCGGCUAUUUUCAAAGGGUGUCAUGGAGUUGUUUUUGUAUAUAACCCUGAUAAUCUUAAUCACGUAAACGAUCUACAAAAUUGGUAUCGAGCAGUGCCGCCUAGUUUGGGCCUGAGCGAACAGCAGAUGUGCAUCAUUUGUCACAAAAAACCAGACACAUCAAUUCGUGACCCGGUUUCUCUACCAGAUGACCUGCAUAAAAUACUCCACUUUUUUUCUAACAUACCAAAAGAUGGGGAACGACUCAGAGAACAGUUUGGAAAAUUUGUAUCACAUUUAGCAUGGGGCAGGGUGGAGGCGAGUGAACAAGAAGAGCUUCAAAUAAUGAAUAGUUAGAGAUAUAUGAUUAGUUUUUCUAAUUCUGCCUCAUGAUCAUUCUUAUUUUGUUAAUAAUACGAAAAUAAUGCGUACAAUAUAUUUGUCGGUCGUUGUAGAUUGCAUUUUUUCCCUAAUAAAUCUGAGUAUAUACGGA